GCCAUCUUCGGGCGUCAACAGACAUAAAAGACGAGGCUUAUUAAGCAUGAUGCCCGAUUAAAAUUCCAACUUAACCUUCUACUAACAACUUCCUCUACCGCGUCAAGCUGCUGCAAUGGGGAUUCUGCGAUUGCACGAGACUGAGAAUGCGGAGAUCGACGAGUUCCGUCGUAUGCUGCUGUCUUGUGCCGCCGGUCACCGGAGAAAGGACGGUGACGAUUUAAGAGACAGAGAUCCUGUCGGAGCUGGAAACGGCGACGUACUCGAGAAGUUAGUUUGUGUCACCAGCGGUGUAUCGUACCUCGGUAUUGCUGUUGUGAAACAGCUCCUUGUCCAUGGCUACUCUGUGCGGAUUAUUGUUGACAAUGAAGAAGAUGUAGCGAAGCUGGGUGAGAUGGAAAUAUCUGGUGAAAUGAGACUUACAAAUAGUAUUAUUGAAAUAGUCAUGGCUAAGCUGACUGAAAUUGAAAGCUUGGCCAAUGCGUUUGAUGGUUGCCGUGGCGUGUUUCACACCGCUGGCUUCAUUGACCCUUCUGGGUUAUCUGGCUAUUCGUCAUUAUGCAAGUUUUACGUUUUCCAGAAAGCUAUGGCUGAUAUCGAAGUGAAUGCAAGUAAAAAUGUUGUAGAGGCAUGCGCGAUUACACCUUCUGUUAGAAAUUGUUUACUCACAUCCUCACUUUUGACCUGUAUUUGGCGAGAUAACUCUCGUGAUGGACUCCCGUCCCUUAUUGACCAUAGCUGCUGGAGCGAUGAAUCCUUCUGCCUAAACAGAAAGCUCUGGUGUGCUUUGGGGAAAUUGAGGGCAGAAAAAUCUGCAUGGGAAGUUGCCAAGGAAAGCGGGGUUAAGCUGGCCACCAUUUGUCCCGGGCUUAUCACCGGGCCAGAUUUCUACCGACGGAGUCCAACAUCUACAGUUGCUUAUCUCAAAGGUGUUCAAGAUAUGUUUGCAGAUGGCUUGCUAGCAACUGUCGACGUAAAUAGAUUAGCAGAGGCACAUGUUUGCAUAUUCGAGGGGAUGAAGAAAACAGCAUCCGGCAGGUACAUUUGCUUUGAUCGAAUAAUCGAAAGUGGAGAAGAGAUUGAAAAUUUGGCCAGAGAGACAGGCAUAAACACGAGCACAAUAACCGGAGGCGCGUCAAGUAGUAAUCGGGCUCGGUAUGAAUUGUCGAACCAAAAGCUUUUUCGACAGAUGUCAAGAACAUGGAGAUGCUUUAAUGAGUGACCAGUAAAUUAUUGAUCAAAUUUUCCUUUUGAUCACGAGUUAUGAUUCUGGGUACCUUGUAUCCAAUCCUUAGAAAUUAAAUGUUCUUGCAUGGUCUUUUUGUAUGCCUAGUGAAAGUUUGAAUGUUACACCAAAUAUUGUGAGUGGAACGUGAAUGUCUUCAAUAAUUGGAUUAUCUUAAGGUUGAGAGGCUUGUAAUAAUUAAGUAGAGAUGAUGAACAAAUGUCUUAUUAAGCCAUGUUCUUUUGGAUAUA
Olea europaea var. sylvestris is the source of this 1476-nucleotide messenger RNA. Its product is annotated as cinnamoyl-CoA reductase-like SNL6. The transcript is spliced from 4 exons. Gene Ontology annotation, molecular function: oxidoreductase activity, acting on the CH-OH group of donors, NAD or NADP as acceptor. The record is from RefSeq and is a predicted model, not a curated record. The coding region runs from base 116 to 1222 and encodes 368 amino acids. NCBI's taxonomy places the organism in Eukaryota, Viridiplantae, Streptophyta, Magnoliopsida, Lamiales, Oleaceae.